Molecule: messenger RNA, 774 nt
Organism: Echinococcus granulosus
Lineage: Eukaryota; Metazoa; Platyhelminthes; Cestoda; Cyclophyllidea; Taeniidae
Exons: 7
Coding region: 1-774 (257 amino acids)
Source: RefSeq, a predicted model, not a curated record
AUGACAUCAUCUGAUCUUAAAUGUCAAAAGAAUCGUGUGAUUUGCUUAGGACAAAAUACCAAAAAUAAAAUUCAGCAAUACGAUUUACCUCACCGAUUUAAUAGUAAAUUAUCUGGUAAUCAUUUAGAAAACAGCCAUGCUCGCACAAACAGAAUGCAGAAUUCUGUCACCUACAAUGACAGUGCAUCACUUGAAGAUGAUGACGAAAUCUACGCAAAUUGUCAGUCCCCACCAAGAAAUAAAUUGAGCAACAUGUCCUUUGUUGUUAUUAUUAGUAAAUCCAUUAGUAAAAAUGCAUCAAAAACAUUUAUACAUGCAAAAUUUGCAUGUACAACUAAAUUACCUAUUAUGGAAGAUGGUUCUCCGCAUUCGAUUAUUAAACAUCACAAAUGCGGAAGACAAACCGGAAGACACUCGACGUGUGGCCAGCUUAAAUCCCAGUGGAAAUAUCGUAACUACAAAUGGAGGAAUUUAAAGAAUAUCCAAGAAUUUUGGCCAGACCCAUCUGAUAAGCAGUACCAAAAGUCUGCAUUGUUCACAUUGUUUGAAAGUGUAGUUUAUCAGGAAAUAAAUGCAAUGCAAAAUGGACAAAUGCUUUGUGUAAUUAGACAAAAUAAUGUCACUCUCUUUCCAAAAUAUUUAAUUUAUUUCCUUUUCCAGCAGGACCAUUUUCGAUUUAGAACCCAUCCAGUUAACAGUAGUUACAGUGAAAAAGUGCAUCUGACCAAGACCUAUUUAUCAAACAGAGCUUACUCUACAUCUGUUGAAUGUUAG